GCAAAACAAAAGUAAUUAGUGAAAGAAGAAAGAAUGUGAAGUCACCAAUCAAUAGGACUGCUAGAAAGCAUUUGAUCGUAAUAAGAAGUGAAGAUUAAAAAAUAAAAAUAAAUCAAACGGUGAAAAUUGCAUUAAAAAAAAAAGCAUGCAAGAGCCGUCACCUUAGCCUUGACUUAUUUGGUAAUAAAAUUCUCUUUCAUACAAUACAGUUUCUAAGUAUAAUUAAAAAAAUAAAACAAAGGAAAAGUUCGUUAGACGAUUCCAAAAACAGACCUCCUCCUUAUUUAUUUUUCUUUCCUUAAUUCUACGUUUCGUUUUUUCUUCAUCGGGCCCGGUGGCCGUCGUUGUAUCGGUCCGCGUCGUGGCGAUACCUACUUUCUUGUCUCUGAUCGGUGGCGAUUUGAUUGAACCGAAAGGACAGAAAGAAGAAGAAGAAGAAGAAGAAGAAGAAAAUGGCGUACAGGAGAAGACAGGGAAUGACAAGAGCAUCGACCUUCAAAGAAGAGAUACAUCACAAACCAGAAGAUAAUAAUAAUAAUAAUAAUAUGUUAAAAUCUUCACACACGUUUAAUUCAACUUCCUCUCUUGCUGCUCAGGCCAUUAGAGCCUCCGCUGCUCAUCGUGAAUCUUCUCUUUCCUCUGCUUACACCGCUGAUUCCCUACCUCAGAGAUCUAAGGUCUUUGAUGCAUAUGAGGAUUCAUCAACAACAAGUGAUUCUAAAGGGUUUUGGGGUGUUCUUGCUAGAAAAGCCAAAGCAAUUCUUGACGAUGAUAAUAUGUCACAACAAUUCGAAACUCCUGCAACAUCCAGGUUUCAAAUGCAAGAUGCCUCUGUAGGUGUCCGAUCUCAGCAAUCUAACCAAACAUCUGAGGGAUUUAAGAAAGUGGACAAUCCUACAUUACGGAAGGGUUUAGAUAAACUCACAUCUUCUCUAAAUCAGAUUGGUGACACCUUUGAAAAGGCUUUUGAGGAAGGUCGCAAUAUUGUGGAAAAUAAGACUGCAGAUAUCAUCCAAGAAACACGUAGGUUGCAAAUUAGGCGAAAAGGAAGCAGUCCUGUGGCUCAGAAUCAAGUUUCUGGUGAAAAUAGUUCAUGGCAGCAACCUGUGAUGCAGCCUAAUCAGCAACAGAAUCAAAUGAACCACGAAACUCAAUUGAAGGCAUCUCGCGACGUUGCAAUGGCAACUGCUGCGAAGGCAAAACUUCUCCUUCGGGAACUGAAAACAGUUAAAGCAGAUCUGGCUUUUGCAAAACAAAGAUGUUCUCAAUUAGAGGAUGAGAAUAAAAUGCUGCGCGAGAGUCGUGAAAAGGGAGGAAAUCUAGCAGAUGAUGACUUGAUUCGUCUUCAACUGGAGACGCUUUUGGCUGAGAAGGCUCGUUUGGCACAUGAGAAUUCUGUAUUCGCACGGGAGAACAGGUUUUUGAGAGAAAUAGUUGAAUACCACCAGCUCACCAUGCAAGAUGUUGUUUAUUUAGAUGAAUGCAGUGAAGAAGUAACUGAAGUUUACCCGAUUACAAGAAUGCUCUCUAUUUCUCCACCCUCUCCCAUUUCUCCACCCUCGCCUUCUGAGGUUACUGCAUCACCAAGCCCAUUUGUGACCAAGGAGAUAUUUCCUGUUCCUGAAUCACCAGAAGAAGGUUUGGACUCAACAAGUGAUGUCCCACCAAGUGCAGCUACAGCCAUACUGGAGGAAGAAAAGGCAAUAACCAUCUCGGUUGACAAAGAAGAAGAUACAAAAGGGACUACGAUACUGGAGGAAAAUGCAAAAACAACCACAUCACCGGCAUAAUUCAGGUUGUCCAUCAUUCAUUAACAAGAAAAGAUUUUGUGAAAAUAUUCGUUUCUAAAUUUAUUUAAUUUUUGUUUUAUAUUUGGAAGAAGGGUGUGAAUGGGUAUGCUCCUCUUGUCUUUUUUUUUUUUUUAAGCUCUAACUUUUGGUAAGCAUCUUUUUUUCUUUUGUAUGUAAUUGUGUAUGCAGCUCUUAUUUGCCACCAAAUAAAGUCUGAUUUCUUGUUCAGUUAACAAAUUUAAUUUUGUCA
Messenger RNA from Ricinus communis (castor bean), 2040 nucleotides. RefSeq lists its product as uncharacterized. The transcript has 6 exons. NCBI's taxonomy places the organism in Eukaryota, Viridiplantae, Streptophyta, Magnoliopsida, Malpighiales, Euphorbiaceae. The record is from RefSeq and is a predicted model, not a curated record. Bases 453 to 1790 code for a protein of 445 amino acids.